UUUAUAUUUAUAUAUAUAUUGAAAUAACAUUAUGUCUUUAAUUAGCUUAAAUUUGAGAUUUUUAUUUUUCCUCCCCCUUAAAAUGUUACGGGCCCAUGACUACCAAAAGUUGUAUGAUUAUAUUAAAACAUGCACAAUAUUCAAACUAAGUUAGGUAUAUACAAAUGAUACUCACUUAUGAUAUUAAAUUUAAUAAUGAAAAUACCUUCUUAUCUAUUAAAUACAUUUAAGAAGUACUAUAAAAUGUCAAAUACCAAAGAAGUAUUUAUAAUUAAUGACUGUGAGAAUUCAAAAUUUAAAACAUUAGCUUAUUGAAGUAACUAUAUAUGUUAAUAAUUGAGGUUGAUAGUUCUUGUCCUCACAAUUACUUAAUUUGAUUAUAGAUUGGAAAUUGUAUAUUGUAUCAAAAGAAAAGAAUUAAGCUAUUAUAAGGCUAUCCUAUUGAUUUUGAUUGUUAUAAUAACCUUAAAGCUGUUGGUAUAAUUUAAUAUUGAAUUAUCUUUAAACUCAACUUUAAUUGUUAGAGAUAAGUUAAGUUAGGUUAGACUAACAUGAAAUGUGUAAUCAAAAUAUUGUAUUGUUCAAUGGGGUAGUUGUUUUAUGUUGUUUUAUAGGUACCUCUUAAAUAUUUGCUUGGAGUUUUACAAAUACAUAAUAAAUAUUUUUAGCUAUGUAGAUGAAUAUUUGUCAUAUGUAGCUGUAGUGUUGUAGUAGUGAAAGAGUAUGUAAGCAUAUAUUAUUAUUGUCUAGAUGUACCUACUUAGUAAUAAUACACAAUUCGUUUUUAAAUUUUCAAUUGAAGGAAAGGUGGGAAGAUUUAAAGAAGAAUAUUUCAAUAAACCCACAAGGUAACAGAGUACGAUUUGUUCCUAUUAUUCCUAACAACAAUAAUCAACGUGUUAAUGUAUUGCCAACAACUUUGCCCAAAAGCAUAUCGUUUAAGCCUUUUAAACCAAAUCACAUACACAAUUGCUUCAGUAAAGAAAAUGUUAACUUGACGCAACAUAAAAAUGACGACAAGGAAUAUAAAAUGAUUGCACCAGUUACGCUUAUGGAUACUACUGUUUGUCCACCCAGAUUUAAUAUGAAUAAUCAAAAGUUAGUCGGUCUACAAUUAUCUCAGAAACAGCAAGAAGUAAAAAAGCUUAACACAUUAAAUUCUUUUGUAGACAAAUAUAAUAUGAAUGAAUUAGAAAAUAGCUUACCUAAAUUUCCAUUACGUACUAUUUGGACUAAUGACAACAGUUCAAAAGAUUUUGGAUGUACUUUACCAACAAAAGUCCACACAUUUAAAAAACCAUUUUCAUCAAAUUUAAAUUGUUUAUCUACUACUAAACAGAGUACAAACUAUAUGCUAAAUUCUAGAUAUCAAAAUGAAUCUCAAGUAAUACCAACUAUAACAAACAACAUAAGCACCUCAAGGUACUUUAAAUCAUCGUAUUCAGGCCAAAAGUUACAUCCCAUAGUUGAAAACAUGGAUACAUUUUUUACUGUGGAUAAUGAAAAACUAUCUCCUGUCAUUGGUCAGAACAUCAAUACAUUAGAACAGUACUCUUUAGGUUGUAUUAACCAACCUUUUAACAUGGAUGAUAUAUGGAAAGAUAAUCAGUAUCAACCACCAAGAAUGUGAUAGAUAUAUAGGUACUUAAAUUACAUUAACAAUGUCCCACGUUCUUAUUGACUAAUUGUUUUCCUUUACUGAAAUUGGUUAUAAAUAAUGUCAAUACCCUAGGUACAUAAAACUAAGAUAUGAUUAAAAAAAAAUGAUUUUAUAAGCUUAGAUGUGUAACAUAAAUAUUCCAUUAGCAUUUAGAUAUAAUAAAAUAUAAUUUGUCUGUGAUAUCUUAAGACAUAUUAAUGAAAUAAUAACAUUUUGUGAA
Molecule: messenger RNA, 1880 nt
Organism: Rhopalosiphum padi (bird cherry-oat aphid)
Lineage: Eukaryota; Metazoa; Arthropoda; Insecta; Hemiptera; Aphididae
Exons: 1
Coding region: 1031-1630 (199 amino acids)
Source: RefSeq, a predicted model, not a curated record